Messenger RNA from Cottoperca gobio, 624 nucleotides. Its product is annotated as sclerostin domain-containing protein 1-like. The transcript has 2 exons. The coding region runs from base 1 to 624 and encodes 207 amino acids. Gene Ontology annotation, biological process: negative regulation of Wnt signaling pathway; negative regulation of BMP signaling pathway. Lineage: Eukaryota; Metazoa; Chordata; Actinopteri; Perciformes; Bovichtidae. The record is from RefSeq and is a predicted model, not a curated record. Gene Ontology annotation, molecular function: BMP binding.
AUGCUUGGUCCUGCCGGUGGACUCCAGCUCCUUGCGCUCCUGCUGCUGCUGAGUAGGAGCAGCUCAGCUGUUCACAACAACGGCACAGAGUCGGUCCAUGUGCAGCCGCUCCACGAUACUCAGGAAGAGCCGGCGGAGGAAGACACGAACCAGGCGAGGAACGGCGGGAGACUGCUGGCUGACGCUGUGCGUAAUGUCCCAGACCAGAGUCAGGUGGGCUGCAGGGAGCUGAGGUCCACAAAGUACAUCUCAGAUGGCCAGUGCACCAGCGUCAACCCUAUUAAGGAGCUAGUGUGUGCUGGGGAGUGUCUGCCGGCCCACCUGCUGCCCAACUGGAUUGGGGGUGUGGGUUACACUGGGAGGCACUGGAGCCGCCGCGAUGUACAGGAGUGGCGCUGCGUCAUCGACCGGACCAGGACCCAGCGGAUCCGGCUGCUGUGCCAGGACGGCAGCUCCAGGACCUACAAGAUAACUGUGGUGACCUCCUGCAAGUGCAAGCGCUACUCCAGACAGCAGAAUGACUCUGGACACAAGGACACGUCUGUCCAGAGCGGUAAUGAGAGGAAACAUCAGCGGAAGGCUAGGCUGCCUGAGGAGGAAGCCGACAGGCAGUCUGACAACUAA